Colletotrichum aenigma is the source of this 909-nucleotide messenger RNA. It is a transcript of the gene GGC1, whose product is annotated as Mitochondrial GTP/GDP carrier protein 1. Gene Ontology annotation, molecular function: guanine nucleotide transmembrane transporter activity. Lineage: Eukaryota; Fungi; Ascomycota; Sordariomycetes; Glomerellales; Glomerellaceae. The coding region runs from base 1 to 909 and encodes 302 amino acids. The transcript is spliced from 7 exons. The record is from RefSeq and is a predicted model, not a curated record. Gene Ontology annotation, cellular component: mitochondrion.
AUGUCUCCCCCUAUGGCCGGAGGAAAGGAGAAGGAGUCGAACACCGCGCGACUCCUGGGUUCCGGUUCCGCUGGUAUUGCCGAAUUGGCUGUCUUCCACCCCGUCGACACCAUCGCGAAGCGCUUGAUGAGCAACCAGACCAAGGUUUCUGGUAUGGACCAGCUCAACGCCGUCAUCUUCAAGGACAAGGCCUCUGCCCCGCUCGGUCGCAAGUUCGUGUCGCUUUUCCCCGGUCUGGGCUACGCCGCCGGCUACAAGGUUCUGCAAAGAAUAUACAAGUACGGCGGUCAGCCCGUCGCCAGGGACUUCCUGAACCAGCACUACGGAAAGGACUUUGAGAAUGCCUUCGGCAAGAAGACUGGCAAGGCCAUCAUGCACUCCACCGCUGGCAGUUUGAUCGGAAUUGGAGAGAUCGUCCUCCUUCCCUUGGACGUCCUGAAGAUCAAGAGACAGACCAACCCCGAGGCCUUCCGCGGCCGUGGUGUCCUCAAGAUCGUCGCCGACGAGGGCUUCGGCCUGUACAGAGGAUGGGGCUGGACUGCCGCCCGUAACGCUCCUGGCUCCUUCGCGCUGUUCGGUGGUUCCGCCUUCACCAAGGAGUACAUGUUCGGCCUGAGCGACUACAACAAGGCCUCGUGGUUCCAGAACUUCAUCGCCUCCAUCGCCGGUGCCUCCGCAUCUCUCCUCGUCUCCGCUCCCCUCGAUGUCAUCAAGACCCGUAUCCAGAACCGCAACUUCGAGAACCCCGAGACCGGCUUCAGGAUCAUCUCUAACAUGAUGAAGAACGAGGGUGCUACCGCCUUCUUCAAGGGAUUGGUCCCCAAGCUCCUCAUGACUGGUCCCAAGCUGGUCUUCUCCUUCUGGCUGGCGCAGACCCUUAUCCCUGCUUUCGACAACAUGCUUAAAUAA